This is a messenger RNA of Corticium candelabrum, 3275 nucleotides long. Its product is annotated as ubiquitin carboxyl-terminal hydrolase 25-like. The transcript has 19 exons. The coding region runs from base 61 to 3144 and encodes 1027 amino acids. The record is from RefSeq and is a predicted model, not a curated record. NCBI's taxonomy places the organism in Eukaryota, Metazoa, Porifera, Homoscleromorpha, Homosclerophorida, Plakinidae. Gene Ontology annotation, biological process: regulation of proteasomal protein catabolic process; protein deubiquitination; proteasome-mediated ubiquitin-dependent protein catabolic process. Gene Ontology annotation, molecular function: proteasome binding; protein binding; cysteine-type deubiquitinase activity.
GGUUUUGGAUGCCGGUAGACUUCUUGUCAUCUUCAACAGCACAUCAACGCUGUCUCGGUAAUGACUAUAGAAAUGGCUUCAAGUCAUUCUCAUCAGAGAGACGUCGCGCAGUUGAAAGAAAUUUGCGGUAUUAGUGAAGACGAAGCACAGAAAGCUUACAAAGAUGGUGGCUAUAAUGUUGAGAAAGCUGUUGAACUGUUGACCGAUCGCAAAAAGCAAUCAGCUGAUGGAAAGACAAUGCAUGUUGCUCCGUACAGAGAAGAAGUCACAACAUUAAGCAAUCAAACGUCUGCAAAUAAGGGCGACGUAGUGGACUUGACUACCGAGGAUGAUGAGAUUCAACGAGCAAUUGCUUUAAGUCUACACCAUUCAUUUCAGCCAGUUGUGUCUCGAAGUGGAAUUUCUCAAGAAGAUGAAGAGAUAAGUCGUGCUUUAGAAGAGAGUAUUGCUGCUAACCAGGACAUGGCAAGACGUGGCCGUAUUGAUCCAUGGAUGAUGUUUGCGGAUCCUCUAAAUCCUCAUGAGAGAACAAGACAGGGAGACACUCCAGUAGGACUCAAGAAUGUUGGGAAUACGUGCUGGUUUAGUGCAGUCAUUCAGUCUUUAUUUCACCUUCCAAUUGUGAGGAAACACAUUCUUUCAUACAAAAUGCCAGCUCUUUCGUUGGUUCCAUCAAGCAGCUCAGAAUCUGAUCAAGCUUUGGCAAGACAGAAUGCAGUCGCUGUUCUUAAGUUUAUGGAAGAAUUAAGAAUCCUUUUCUCUCUUCUUGUGGGAAGUAAGAGGAAAUACGUUAAUCCCCAAAAACCAGUAGAGAUUUUGAAGUCUGCAUUCAUAGUGUCUUCUUCUCAGUUUUCAUGUCAACAGGAUGUUAGUGAAUUCAACCACAAGCUAUUAGAGUGGUUGCAGGAUGCUUUUCAUUUACAACAAUUAGAAGAGAAUAGCAAGGGCAACAAUAAACAGGAAGCUCGUACAGAAGAAAGGAAUCCAGUUGUGAGACUUUUUUAUGGAAAAUGCAAGACAGAAGGAAUAAAUGAAGGGAAGUCCUUUGAUAAUGAAUGUUUCUUCACGUCAUUGCCAGUUCAAGUUCAAGGUCAUCAUGAUCUUCACUCUUGUCUGGAAGCUUCACUUGUUCACAGGGAGAUUGAGCCUGUUAGCAGCAGUGAAUCAACCUGCUUGAAGGCUGAGCAAGAGAUGUGGUUUCUUCAACUUCCGCCGAUACUUACCAUAGAGUUGUCACGGUUUGAAUUUAAUCAAACCAAACAGAAAGCUGAAAAGAUUCAUGAUAAACUAACAUUUUCAAGGUCUAUCUUUAUGGACAGAUAUUUAGAAUGCAACAAAGUAGAUGUAACUGCUCGUAGAGACACUGUGUACAAACUUAGACGAAAAUUGGACAUUCUGGAAAGGCAAUUGGAUAAGUUUACAAGCUACAAAUCAAAGCGUGUUGCCCUUCAAGAUGUAUUUGACCUUGCUCUUGGAUUUGCACACACCAAGAGGAUGCGAUCUGAUGAUUACAAAAGAGAUGAGGAUGUUAUGGAGACUUCACCUCAGACUUUACAGACUUCAGUCAGUCAGAAUGCUAUUGUAGUAGAACCAUGUCCACGGCAUGUAACUGAAGAGGAGCUGAAGACAUUACAGACUUGUCUGACAAGAUGGAGGAAAGAAGUAGAUGAAGACCAACUAGGUUUACGAGAAGAUAUUAAUGAAGUGGUGAACCAAAUCAAUGAAAUGUACAAUGACCCUAGUUUAACUCAAGUUUUGUAUGAGCUCUAUGCUGUUCUUGUCCAUGAGGGAGAAGCAGCAGGAGGCCAUUAUUGGGCAUACAUUAGACCUAACCUAUCCGACAUUUGGCUCAAAUUUAACGAUAUUUCAGUAAUUGAAGUGACGUGGGAUGAGGUGGAAAGAGAAUCAAUGGGAGAACAUCACACAGCAUCAGCUUAUUGUCUUAUUUAUGUGGAUCAUAGUAAGCAAGACUGGAUUGUCUGUAACAAUGACUCGUUAGAUUUGCCACCUGAUCUACAAAUAGUGGUUGAUGAGGACAACGAGAAACUGCAAGAAGAAAUUAGGGAAUAUGACAAGAAGCAAGAGGAAACACAGUCGUUUUCUUUGCCAAAGGAAGUUAUUGGUGAUCUUGGACCUCGUCCUGAUGUUGUUGGGCAGGAGAAACAGCCGUCGGGUUCUAACGUGAAUCGUUUUGAGUUAGCAAGUGAACCUGAACAUCCUCAGGAGGUCAUCGCUGAAGAACAGCUUAGAUCUGCUGUUGAAAUUGACAUAGUACUAAACCCUGCUAACAUUGACAGUUACGUGUCUGAAAUUUUCACUCAACAACACAGCGUAUUCAUGUCAAAAUUUACAAAACAAGUGGAGAAUUUCUCAUUUACUAAUGACACACGGCUAUUGCAUUUGUGUUGCUACAUGAUGGCAUCUAAUGCACCACAAGUUCUUGUUGAUCUUGCUGUUUAUGAGGCCAUUGUGCAAGAGAUUCUACUUGAUGCGAUUCCUUCUAGCAGUCAUCAUGCUGUACAGAAUGCUGCUUAUCGAAAGAUGAGAUCACUGGGAUGUACUGAGGACCAUGCAGAGCUAAAGCACUGGAAACAUUAUUAUGAAAAGUUUUGUGAAACUGCUGCUUACUUUGUCAAAGGAUUAGAUUAUCUUAGUGAGAAUAGUUAUGCAGAAGCAUUGACGUAUGUUAUGAAAGCAUUUCAACUGAACAAUCAUCUUACGUUUCCCAGCUGUCCAGCUGGCUCUUUUGACAUUAACGAUCUGGCAAAGCCUCGGCAACAUUGUCUCAAGGUUGUAAAUCAAGAGGCUUUGAAUUUGUUUGUCAACUUUGAUGUUGACAACAUAGAUAAAGCUAUGCGUCUUAUUCGCGGCUUGAUUAUUCCUUGUUUUUCUGAAUUGGAGAGAAGUUCACUACCCAGUGACCUUGAAGUCAAGGAGGAAGUAAGAGAGGCUUGGUGUAGCCUUGUGUCAGGUGACAACCUUGGAGAAAAUCGUCAAGAGAGGCUACAAGAAGUGCUUGAGAAGCUGUUUGAUGUCUCUUCCAGCAGAUCAAGUGAAAUACAGACGCCUCCUAUUCCACGAGACUUGAUGAAAAAUUUGUUUCGACGAUACAAUUUAAUAGUAGCAAAGUUUCAGCAGAAUUAAGUACAGUAAUUGAUGAUAAUUAUCUAUACAGUCUAUUACUAAUGUUGAUGCGAGAUUUUAACGCACGUUAUAUGAUUGCGUUUUAACUUUGUAGCGUACGUUAUCAAUUAAAGUACAAGGAUGUCGUAUGA